CCGGUGCGCUUUAUUGGAACUCAUAAUCAAGUAAACCGAUUGGCGGGAGAGGGCUCGUGAGAAAACUUCCAUUGUUCUCGACCAACAUAUUGCCUAUAAAAAGACAUUAUAGAAUCGCCGUCCACACUUAAACCGCCAGUAUGACGGAUAAAGAUGGCGAGAACUAUGAUGAUGCUGUGGAGGAAAGGGUCAUCAAUGAGGAAUACAAGAUCUGGAAGAAGAACACACCGUUCCUGUAUGACCUGGUCAUGACCCAUGCCCUGGAGUGGCCGAGCCUCACAGCACAGUGGCUUCCAGACGUCACCAGACCUGAAGGUAAAGACUACUCCUUGCACAGGCUGAUUCUUGGAACUCACACUGUGACGUUACCCAGUAGUACCAGUAUGGGUCAAACGGAAGAACAAAACCACCUCCUUGUUUGCAACAUUCAGCUGCCCAAUCAUAAUACACAGUCCGACGAUUAUGAGGCUGAUCGCGGAGAAUUUGGAGGAUUUGGGUCAGUGAGUGGCAAGAUUGAGAUAGAAAUCAAGAUAAAUCACGAGGGGGAGGUGAACCGAGCUCGUUUCAUGCCACAGAACCCCUGCAUCAUUGCAACCAAAACCCCCUCCAGUGAUGUACUGGUCUUCGACUACACAAAGCAUCCAUCUAAACCAGAUCCCAGUGGUGAAUGCCAGCCAGAGUUGAGACUGAAGGGCCACCAGAAGGAAGGCUAUGGGCUGUCAUGGAACCCCAACAUGAACGGGCACCUUCUCAGCGCCUCUGAUGACCACACGAUCUGUUUGUGGGAUAUCAACACGAACCCAAAAGAGAACCGUGUAAUUGAUGCGUUCACUAUCUUCACUGGUCACACGUCGGUGGUGGAGGACGUAGCCUGGCAUUUGCUGCAUGAGAGCCUGUUUGGAUCAGUGGCCGAUGACCAGAAACUGAUGAUCUGGGACACGCGCUCUAACAACACCAGCAAGCCCAGCCACACGGUGGAUGCCCACACAGCGGAGGUGAACUGCCUCUCCUUCAACCCCUACAGUGAGUUCAUACUGGCCACAGGGUCUGCAGACAAGACUGUUGCAUUGUGGGACUUGAGGAACCUGAAGCUGAAGUUGCACUCAUUUGAAUCUCACAAAGACGAAAUCUUCCAGGUCCAGUGGUCGCCACAUAACUCAUUAUCGUUUGGUUUGAUUACCUGCCAGGUCCAGUGGUCGCCCCAUAACGAGACUAUACUGGCAUCCAGUGGCACGGACAGACGUCUCCACGUGUGGGACCUGAGCAAGAUAGGGGAGGAACAGUCAGCAGAGGACGCCGAGGAUGGGCCACCUGAACUGCUGUUCAUCCACGGAGGUCACACAGCCAAGAUCUCUGACUUCACAUGGAACCCCAAUGAGCCCUGGGUGAUCUGCUCUGUAUCUGAGGACAACAUCAUGCAAGUCUGGCAAAUGGCUGAGAACAUCUACAAUGAUGAGGAACCAGAUGCCCCCGCUGGUGAUCUUGAACAGGCGGCUGCAUAGAGACUGAACACUGACACAGAAAUGAUGAGUGGUAGCUAUAGGGAGUAAACACUCGGCACAGUGGAAGCCGUGAAAGAGACUUCACAUGCAUUAACAUCAACUAGUGCGGCCGUUUCCCCCAGAAUAUUGAACAGUUAUAAGUUUUCAAAAGAUUUUUUUUUAGAAAAUCGUAUAAUUUUUUUCGUUUCAAGUCUCAGACAUAUUUAUGUUACGCAAAACUGUUGUUGAAACAUAAUUGGCCUUGUCUGGUGUUGUGUAUCAAAUAGUUCUACUGAAAAUACUUUCUCAAGAAAGAAUGUAAUGUUUUACUAUUGCCAUAGCCUUGAAACACUAUUAAUGAGACUAUGUUUUUGGCCUUUAAAUCGCUUAGGAUUAUCAGAUACUGUAGAUAAUAAAUGUUUCCAAGUCUGCAAUUUUGUACAUAUUCAUUUUCUUAUGUUUUAUGUUAUUAUUAACAAUGUAAUUGGUAUGUAUUGUUUGUCGGCUGGUGAUUUACACAUUCUAAGAACUCAGUGCUAGGCAAGUCUUAUGCUUUGAGAAAGCAUUUUGAUUUGAAAAAAUCAUGUUCAUCGUUGUAAAAUGUGUGGUCUACACAAAUACAUGUACUUCAAUAUUUAUUUGAGCUCUUUUGCCUGUGUAUCAAAGUGGCUGAAUGUUUGAUUAUGUUCACAGUGUCUAGUAAAGAUAGUCAUACACUCUAGUUUAACCUAACUGGUUUCUGACACAGGAUAAAUGUGUGAUGUACAUUGUUUUGUAAAUGUUGUAAAAAAAAACAUCAUGAUUAAAAACUGUCAAUUA
This is a messenger RNA of Dreissena polymorpha, 2300 nucleotides long. RefSeq names its product histone-binding protein RBBP4. The transcript has 12 exons. Lineage: Eukaryota; Metazoa; Mollusca; Bivalvia; Myida; Dreissenidae. Bases 141 to 1502 code for a protein of 453 amino acids. Gene Ontology annotation, molecular function: histone binding. Gene Ontology annotation, cellular component: NuRD complex; nucleus; ESC/E(Z) complex. Gene Ontology annotation, biological process: regulation of gene expression. The record is from RefSeq and is a predicted model, not a curated record.